AUGACGCACAAGUCGGCGCUGGUGGUGCUUCUGGCGCUGUACGCGUGGCCAGCGCGGUGCGGCGAGCCAGUGUUCGACCCGAGCACCCUGAUGCGGCUAGUGCUGGUCCCUGCUGACGCGCCCGUAGGCUCCGUCAUCUACCGCGUCCGCGCCUCCGACCCCGACUUCGACUACCCGCUGCACUUCGAACUUAUAGGUCAAAUGGGCCGUCUGGAUGUAGGCAUAGAAACCUUGCCUUGCACGAGAUAUAAUUCCGUUUGCCAAGCCAACGUAAUUCUUCUCCGACGACUUGAACCGGGUCGUUACGUGGAUUUCCGGUUAUCUGUUCGCAACACCAGAGGGCGCAGUUCUCGUAUUGCGUGUUCCAUCACUGGAACAAAUGCCACUACACCCAGGGACACCAUUUUUCCUCAUCAGCCUGGCAUUAUAUUGGUGCCUGAGGACGCUAAGAGGGGAACGGACCUCGAGAUAGUUAUAGCGAGGAAGAAUCCACUGACGCCGAAGCCUUUAGAAUUGGAGCUUUGGGGAUCGCCGCUUUUUGCGAUUCGACAGCGCCGAGUAUCAACAGAAAAUACAGAAGGCACGAUUUUCCUUGUUGGCUCACUAGAUUUCGAAGCACAGUCUAUGUACCACUUAACACUAUUAGCGGUGGAUCCUUAUGCCGAAAUUGGCAAGGAUACAAGAAACAUAGCUGGUUUGGAAGUUGUAGUAGUGGUCCAAGAUGUGCAAGACAUGCCUCCUGUGUUUACAUCAGCGCCCCCUAUAACCCAUCUACCCCGUCAAGUGGCCCCUGGCGAUAUGAUUGUGAAGGUGCGUGCUGAAGAUGGUGACAAAGGUGCUCCCAGGCAAGUGAGAUACGGUCUCGUGUCUGAGGGAAAUCCAUUCACGCCAUUUUUUAACAUCAAUGAAACAACAGGUGAAGUAACACUAGAGCGUCCGAUCGAAGACAUCGCAGCAAUAUCGCAUGCUGGCACUCCAAUAUUGCUCACUGUGGUAGCAGAAGAGGUACGGUUAUCUCGAGAAGAACCAGAAGCCAUGUCGUCUACUGUACAACUUGCGUUUAUCCUUCCCGAACGCGAGAACUCGCCGCCGUACUUCGAAAAUCAAUUUUAUGUAACAUAUCUGGACGAGAACGCACCACAAGGUACGGCGCUAACAUUUAACGAUCCCUAUAUCCCACAAGUGAGUGACAACGACGCGGGAAAAAAUGGCGUGUUCUCGCUGUCGUUGGUGGGCAAUAAUGGAACUUUCGAGAUUGCACCAACGGUUGCCGAAAGACAUGCACAGUUCAUCAUCAAAGUUCGCGACAACACGAUGCUCGAUUUCGAAGCCCGAAAAUCAGUAAUUUUCCAGAUUUUGGCGCAAGAGCUAGGCCCAGCCACUAACCUAUCGGCAAUCGCAAAUGUUACAGUGUAUCUAAACGAUAUAAACGAUAAUCCUCCAGUAUUUCUGGCACUUUCUUACGAUGUGGAACUUCCAGAAAAUGUGACAGCUGGCAACAGAGUGGUACAAGUUGCAGCUGAUGAUGUUGAUACUGGACUAUUUGGAAAGAUUCAAUAUACUGCCAUAUUAGGUUAUUUAAAUACAUCGUUACACCUAGAUCCUAUUUCAGGAUUGAUAACUGUAGCAACAGACAACCACGGCUUUGAUCGUGAGGCAAUGCCAGACUUGCAUUUUUUAGUAGAGGCUAGAGAUAAUGACGGAGUAGGUUUAAGAAUAACAGUGCCAUUAAUUAUUAAGUUGUUAGAUGUUAAUGAUAACCCACCAGAAUUCGACAGGUCUUUGUAUGAAUUUGUAUUAUCUCCUAGUUUAAAUAAUUUUACAUCAACCGCAAUGGUAAAGGCAGUUGAUAAAGACGCUGAACCACCAAAUAAUGUUGUCAGAUACGAAAUAAUUGAUGGGAACAGUAAAGGAAACUUUUUCAUUAAUGAAGAAACAGGUGAACUAUAUAUUCUAGAAACGUUAAAAAGAACUAAGAAACAGAAUGUUAAGAGGCGAAAACGGAAAAUUGAUGAUGAAGAAGAAAGUAAUGUUUUUGUAUUAACGAUAAGGGCAUACGAUCUUGGAGUUCCUAGAUUGUUCUCCUCGACUUCCGUUAAAAUUUAUCCACCUGAAAGCAGGACUAGAACAAUGUCCUUUAUUAUACCUGGGGCUAAUCCAGACAGACAAAAGUUAGAAGAAGUACUCAGUACCCUUUCAGGCGGUAAAGUAAAUAUCAUUGAAAUAAAAAAAUACAAAGGAAACGAUAAUAGCCCUACAGAUAUAAAUGGACAAGUAUCUAGUCAAGAAAAAAGCGAAGUCAUUGCUGUUGUGAGAAUGUCGGGAAAUACGGCUAUCAAUGUUGCGAAAUUACAGGAACAAUUAGCAAAAAACAUGACAAUCUACAAUACUGGAUACGGAUCCAAAGAUACAAUAUCUUCUUCAGACAGUGAUUCGGGACUCUACAAGGCGGAUAGUCGCUUACUGUUUUGGUUAUUAAUACUCUUGGCAAUUCUGGUAGCGUUGGUGCUACUUCUUCUUAUAUGUUGUUGUAUUUGUGAAGGGUGUCCAUUAUACAUGCCACCUAGGAAAAGAGUGAUACGUGUCAACUCCACAGAGGACGACGUGCAUUUAGUGGUGCGCGACAAGGGACUUGGGAGGGAAAACAAGUCAACGCAAAAUAUAGAAAAUAAGUCAAUACAAGCAACAGAUUGGCGGAGCCGGGAAGCGUGGAGUGCUGAGCAAGCAGAUUUGAGGACUAAACCGACUCAAUGGAAAUUUAAUAAAAGAAACUAUUGUUCAAAGGAACCAUCAAAACCCGCAUCGACACCUGGUAAUAUGAAGCACGAGUUUGUACAAACUGCGGAAGAUAACGAUUACAAAUAUGAUGACACUAGACAAUCCUUUCGGGCAAGGGAUGGUCCAAAUAUUAUUUAUACAAAAGAAAUGCAGUUACAACAAACUUUUGCUAAUAAACAUAAAGAAUAUAUUGAAGAUUUAGAAAAUGGUUACGAUAGAAUUGCAACACUUCAUUACCAGAGACAAGAACAUGAUGGUGAUUCAAUUGGAAGACAUGAAAUAGACCGUGGUUCUGAGACUGGCGUUUUUCUUAAAUCUGAUGUUAAUAAAAGUACUGUUAAAGGUGACGAAAAUAAAAUAGAAUUUGAAAAAAAUAAUACACACGCUUCAUCUCCCCAUGGCAGAGAUCAGCUCUUUAUUAAAGAAGGAAAUACUGAAAUUUUAAGACUAGUUACGCGCGGAAAAAAUGAAGAAGAGCGUUAUGUUAAUCUUCCUGCACAAAGACCUGUUACCUUAAUUCCUAAAACGCAGUACGUUGUAGUCGAUAAUGGUAAAGAGCUUUUAAUGGAAAGGUUUAUUAGGGAACAAGGUGAGGAAGCUAAACAAAUGAGGGAAAACAUGAAUAGAAUUGUAGCUGACUUUGAUAACUACUCUAAUGAUAGAAAACCACAAGUUAUAAACGAUCAAAUUGAAUCUCAUGACUUCGCAAAUAUUCAUCCUGAUGUACCAGGUACCGUACCACUAAAAACAGAUUAUUUACAAUCAGCCUUAUUGCAAAUGCAAAAUAAAUCUUCAAUUCAUCAAGAACUGUUAGAAUCAUCGCUUAGAAAACAGAAUGAGUUAUUGCACCAAAUACUUAUAGAACGAGAAAGACUUCUACAAAAUCAAGAAACAGCAUCUCAAGUUGAAAGCAAGUUAGAAACACAAAGCUUACCUGGGCAUUCAGUGAUUGCUACUCAAACUGAAUGUCACAUUGGAACUCAAACGGAACCUCAAUUACUGACACCUAUUAGACGAAAAGCAAGAAGUGACAACGACUCAUAUAGUGAAGACGAAUCUCAUACGGUUAUAGAAGACGAAAAAAAGCAAGUGGUGUGGUUAAAAAGAAAGAAACCAAAAAAGAAAAUCAAAUAUAAGGAUCCUCGACGUAGUAUAAGGGUUUACGAACUAAAAAGAAAAAUCAAAACACCCAUAAUCGAAGAAAAUGAAGCUUCGCCUUCUUUAGAAAGUGAAAAACAUGUGAAAAUUAGUAAAAUGAACGAGAGAGAAGAACAUUUUGAAAAGUACGGUGAUAAAACUAAACGAACUAUUACAACAUCUAAAAAUGAAACAAUAUCUUCCACAAGAGUUAAACCAACAGAAGAUGAUAAAAAAACUAGACUUAGGAAAGAUAUAUUAAUGGAAAUAUCAGAUUCUUUUGAUGAAAAAAAUGAUUCUGAACGUGAGCGUAUGAUACAUUUACAAAGAAAAUCGAUAAUAUAUCCUGAACCAAAAAGUAAUCAAUCUCUUGCCCUUUCAUAUGACAGUAAUCAAGAUACUCAAAGUCAAACAAGCUCUGCGACUAAAGAUAAUCGUAAAAUAAUAUUAUCUAGACAAAACUCAAAUGAAGCUGGUGAAAUUGUAGAUGAAUUAUCGUCGCCUGUAAAUAAUAACGAGCAUAAAAUUGAAUCACACAUUAAAAACACAGAACACGCAAAUGAUGCACAUAAAUCAAUUGAAGGUCCGAAGACGUCACAAAAAAGUUUACCCCGAUACAUGCAAUGGUAUGGGAAAAAAUCAAAUCUGAAAACUCAAAGCACAGAAAAAAUUGCUCCAGAUAAACCUAAAAGACCCUCUAAAACAAAAAAUGAUAAUGAUAAGCCCAUGGAUAAAGAAAAGUCAAAUAGGUAUGGAAAAAUAACCAGCAAAAACAAUCAAAAUGACAGUACAGAGCCAAAAAAAAAUUUCAAAGAAAAAGAAAAUGAAUUCAUACACCCACGAAUAUUAAAGGAAGAAAAAGUUACGCCAGUGCCAGAAGGACCGCUUCCUGAUAUUCAUCCUUUAUUACAGCAUUCUGAACAUAGAUAUGAGCACCAGUACGAAAAUCAAAAUCCACUUUGCUACAUCCAACCAACUCACAUUCCAAAGUACUUUGGAACACAAACCGAUCUUCCAAUACUACCCCGCAGGCCAUCACUUGAACAGCAACCUAUAUACGUCAAUCAGGAUGACAUCAAAAGUAAAGAUAAAAUACCAGAAAUAUCGGAAAGUGCACUUACACACAGUAUCUCCAUAUCUGCUAAAUACGAUGAUGCCAGAAAAGCAUCUGAAGUUCAUGUUUCAAAAAUAAAUAUAGGAGGUAACGAUGGGUCAGAGUCAAAUCAAAGAAAUACAUCAAAAGUUGAUGAUAAUGAUUCUGGUAUCGCUAUGAAUACCUUAAUUCAGCAAUCUGGCAAUAUUAAAAGGCUGCCAAUAACCGAAAAAAAGAGUGUUUUUACUAUAGCCUAUGACGAUGUACAAACAAAACAGUUGCGACCGGAUAGUAGUUCUACUUCAUAA
Molecule: messenger RNA, 5316 nt
Organism: Parnassius apollo (apollo)
Lineage: Eukaryota; Metazoa; Arthropoda; Insecta; Lepidoptera; Papilionidae
Source: the annotation of a GenBank genome assembly